AUGGCGCUUGCGUGCAGUGCUACCUGCAACCACUGCCUGUGGAGAAUGCAGAAGCCGAACCAGAUCCGCUGCUGUUGGCCUGGGCCCGGCUGGCUGGGGUUGGACGCGCCUUCCCGCCCGAAAAGUGGCAGGAUGUGGUGUUCCACUCUGCCAUCAUCAUUGGCCUAG
This is a messenger RNA of Cladocopium goreaui, 168 nucleotides long. The record is from the annotation of a GenBank genome assembly. Lineage: Eukaryota; Dinophyceae; Suessiales; Symbiodiniaceae.